This is a messenger RNA of Perca fluviatilis (European perch), 3051 nucleotides long. RefSeq names its product neurogenic locus notch homolog protein 1. The transcript has 20 exons. Lineage: Eukaryota; Metazoa; Chordata; Actinopteri; Perciformes; Percidae. Gene Ontology annotation, molecular function: calcium ion binding. The record is from RefSeq and is a predicted model, not a curated record. The coding region runs from base 526 to 2658 and encodes 710 amino acids.
AACCAGGUGAUGCUGGAGAGCAGCACAGGCUGCGGCUGUCCAUCCGGCAUGGUGAGGGAUGGUGACAACUGUACCUGCCCUGAGGGCUUCACUCUGGAGGGGGCUGCAGGGUGUAAAGAAUUCAUCAAUAAUACACAGCCAAACAAAAUGCAAUCAGUGACACAGAAGAGUUCCUUAAUUUCAAGGAAAGUAGCAGAACCAUUCUUUAGAAAACAAUACUUGUUUCAACUAUAUUCUACUCCCUUUACAACAUAACACUCAAAAAGCUUAAAGACUAAACUUGCUAAAGACGUCCACUGGGGACUAACUACACCCUUUAGAUUUGAGUCUUUUAGUUAUUUUUGAUGCGCACAUAGAUUUUUACAUUCAUCCAUCUUAGGUGGUCACCAAACAGCUUGGGUGCUGCACCUAAGGAAAACCCUGAAUUAGGCAUUAGAUAUUUCAAUGCUAUACGAAAUAUUAUCCAUCAAUAUACCACAUGUAGUACCUGUUUUAGGUUUGGUUGCAUACAGUGAUAUCAGUUAGAUGCAAUGCAUCAUCUUCUCUCUACUCUACUCUACCACAGAUGUUGAUGAAUGUGAAGGAGAGUGGCCAGCACCAUGUGGUCUCCAUGCCCGCUGCACUAAUACCCCCGGCUCUUACUCGUGUAGCUGUCUCCGUGGUUACCUGAUGGGUGCUGGAGGGUGCCAGGGUUUGUCAGCAUAUAUAGACGAGUGUGCUCUGGCUGCAGUGACGGGCCUGCAGGCCUGUCAGGGUGAUGCUGAAUGCAAAAACACCCCUGGCUCCUUCAUCUGCUCAUGCCCUUCAGGAUAUGUAAUGGCUCUUAAUGGACAAAGCUGUGUAGAUGUGGAUGAGUGCAGCUUCGAGGAGCAGUGUCGCCGUGAGCUAGGAAACGUGUGUGUGAACACUCACGGCAGCUUCGUGUGCCAGUGCCAGCCAGGCUUCAGAGCAGAGGCCCUCGCCUGUAUUGGUCCUGUGUGUCCGGACUACACCGUGUGUCAAGAUGUGGAUGAAUGUACGGAGAGUCCUGCAGUGUGUGAUGGUCACGGUGUGUGUGAGAACACGCUUGGGACCUACAAGUGUGUUUGUCGACCAGGUUACCGGGGAAACGGCACACACUGCGAAGAUGAGAAUGAAUGUGCAUCAGGUGGUCACGGGUGUGACACCAACGCUCGUUGUGGCAACAUCAUUGGCUCUUAUUUCUGCCAGUGCUACCAGGGCUUCAAUGGAGAUGGACACUCUUGUUUUGACAUUGAUGAGUGUGCUCUAAACAACGGCCACUGUCAACACAACUGCUCCAACGAACCAGGAGGGUACAGCUGCCGUUGUGCCUCAGGCUACCAGCUGGACCAGGAUGGACUCAACUGCACAGAUGUGGAUGAGUGUUUGGCACUUAAUGGGACCUGCAAGCACAUUUGCGUCAACACUCAGGGAUCUUUCCAGUGCUCCUGCAGGCCCGGCUACCAGCUGCACAUUGAUGGCCACACCUGUGUGGACAUUGAUGAAUGUAAACUCCAGAGUGGCGGCUGCUCUCACACCUGCACCAACACUCCAGGAGGACACACUUGCCACUGCCCUCCUCCUCUGCUGCUAGACACAGACAACCUCACCUGCAGCAAUGUUACAUCCUGCAAGCUGAGAAAUGGUGGUUGCGACCAUAUCUGUAGCGUGAGGGCUGAGGGCCAGGUCCAGUGUACCUGUCGAGCAGGCUGGAAGUUGGACGAGGACCAGAGGAGCUGCGUGGAUGUGAACGAGUGCGGGGACUUUACGAACGGAGGCUGUGAGCAUCUCUGUGUGAACCAUCCUGGUGGGUUUAACUGCGCCUGCAGGAAGGGGUAUGAAGUGCGAACUGAUGACCUAACCAAGUGCCAGCCUGUGUGUAACCCUCGCUGUCAGAACUACGGAGUGUGUGUGGCCCCAAACAGCUGUGACUGCCCUCCAGGCUACCCUGGACUUGGAUGCUCAGCCAUGUGCUCCCCACCCUGUGCCCAUGGAGGCAGCUGUAUGCGCUGGAACAAGUGUCUGUGUCCUCCUGGCUGGACCGGAGCGGGCUGCCACACAGCGGUGUGUGAGCUGCCCUGUGCUAACGGUGGUCGCUGUGUGGGGCCUGAUACCUGCCAGUGUCCCUCUGACUACACCGGCCCCCAGUGCCUCUUGCCCUUGUGCACUCCUGCCUGCCAAAACGGAGGAAGAUGUGCAGAUGUCGACAAAUGCAUAUGUGUUGGUGGAUGGCAAGGAGCUCGUUGCCAGAUAGAGCCUGUUCAGUGUCAGACACCUUGUAAGAACGGUGGAGUGUGUGUGGGCCUCAACAGGUGCCGCUGCGAAAAAGGAUUUACCGGAAGUCUCUGUGAAACAGCGGUGACCACCCCCUGUGUGCCGCCCUGCCAACACGGGGCCACAUGCAGUCCUCACAACACCUGUACCUGUCCUGAGGGCACUGCAGGCCUACGCUGUGAGAGACUGACGUGCCCUGUGGUCACCACGGUGGUCAGCAUGGCUCGAGCCGUCCGAAAGGCGUUUAGGGAGAGUUACGUGGACCGCUGUGGACCCCUGGGAGUUCAGCUUUGCACUAAAUACAGGAUGAACCAGGCCCGUGUGUACCUGCAGGCAUACAGGGUGGGCUACAAAAUCCAGUGUCCAGAGAGGAAGGGCAGAUGAGCAAUGUUAUAUAAAAGCUCCUUGUCAUUAAAAAAACAUUUUGUGCAACACAGCAAGAACUAAAAUGAGACAAGCUGUAAAAUGAAAUGUAACUGAAUAGGUGCGAGGGCGUCUCUGAGGGCAGCCUCUAUGUUGAAAUAUAAAGGGGAAAUAUAUCAUAAAGGCUGUUAUUUGAUCUGUGAUGUAUGUUGACAAUUAUCUUUAAUCAGUUCUGUACACAGUCAUAUGUUUACAUUUCAUGAGAAAUAUUCCUCAGUAUAUAAAAUGUACAAUGGUUUCAUUAUUAUGUUUGUAUAUGGCAGCUGAAAGUUAUUAAACGUUCUCUUUUUACAAAAUGGUGUCAAUAUUGUGAACUCGUCAAUGAUUGUCAAAUAAUAAUGACUGUAAUAAUGA